Messenger RNA from Colletotrichum fioriniae, 1005 nucleotides. NCBI's taxonomy places the organism in Eukaryota, Fungi, Ascomycota, Sordariomycetes, Glomerellales, Glomerellaceae. The record is from RefSeq and is a predicted model, not a curated record.
AUGGAGGCAACCACAGUCGAUGAGGCUGUGUCGUCUCUCAAGGAGUUAUACGCCGAGGGCACAGAGCAUUACACCCAUUGGAAGAGGAAACGCACACUUGGGAACCACUACUGUCGGAAAUCAUCAGAAACCGGUAUUCGAAGGGAUGUCAUUACGUGUGCUUUGAGCAUCUCUUUGGAGCUCGCGAGGAAUCAAAUCGAGGAGACUCAUGACAUUGCGACUGUUCUUAUUGGAACCGACUUCUCCACCGGCGACAAUAUCAUACAGACAUCCGAGUCUGUCAGGAUCGCCUCAGUCCAGGCCCUCGCUGCCUUAUAUCACCGUCUCGCUGCCGGACGCCCAGACAUUCCUGAGCAUCUUCCCAUCCCCAAGCCGCGCUCACGGCAUACGAGGCCCAUCUCGCAAUACUCAAGCAGUUCGCCAGUCGACAACCACGGCAGUGUCUUUGAAGACGAGGACGGGGAAGACAAAGAAGAUGAAGAGGAGGAAGAAGACGACGACAUGUCGAUGACCAUGACCAUCAGUACCGACCAAGCACCCUUCCAAUCAGAACCACCCUCACCUCCACCGACACCACCAACGCCCAAAGCCAUCGCCAGCGACGCCGUCUCCAUCUUCGCGCCCUCGGAAGCAGAAACGACCAGCACCACCGCUUCCGCCUUCCUCCGCCCCAAAGUCAGCGUCUUCAGCAUGUUCUGCCCCGAGGCCAUGACGCUGCAGGUCGACCUCUCCAAGCCGAUCCCCGACGCGCCGAAGCGGUGCAAGUGCGGGUACCGAUGGAACCCGCUGCUGCCCGGCAACAAGGACUACAUUGUCCUCAAGGACGGCUUCCGCAUGUCGAGCCGGUUCCUCGCCAAGUCGCACUCGGACAGGAACGUUUUUGCGUGCUGUCUCUGCGUGCCGACGGGGACGACGGAUAACUACGAGUCGGCAGACGCGUUGAGGGCGCAUAUUAAUCUGUAUCAUCGCAAGUGGCAGAUCUUGCAUGAUCGAGAUAUCUACUAA